This is a messenger RNA of Solanum pennellii, 468 nucleotides long. RefSeq lists its product as uncharacterized. The record is from RefSeq and is a predicted model, not a curated record. The transcript has a single exon. Lineage: Eukaryota; Viridiplantae; Streptophyta; Magnoliopsida; Solanales; Solanaceae. Bases 1 to 468 code for a protein of 155 amino acids.
AUGAAUGAGAAAUUGCAGCGUGCAGAUGGAAUUGAGAAAGCGAAUCCGAGAUUGUUCAGAAGUUUAGUUGGUGGCUUAAACUAUCUAACGCACACUAGACCUGACAUUGCUUUUUCUGUUAGUGAUGUGUCCAGAUUUUUGCAGAGUUCGACAAAGAAACAUUUAGAUGCUGCAAAAAGAAUUCAUCGCUAUGUUUCUGGAUCGACAGACUUUGGUAUUUGGUAUUCUGAAGUAUCAAAUUUCAUAUUGAUUGGCUAUAUAGAUAGUGAUUAUGCAGGCUGUUUGGACAAUCGAAAAAGCACUUCUAGUAGUUGUUUCAACUUUGGUUCUGGAGCAGUGACAUGUAGUUCAAAGAAGUACGAGACAGUAGCUCUUUCACCAUCUGAGGCGGAGUAUACAACCGCAAGUUUAGCAGCACGACAAGUUUUAUGGCUCUGGAAACUGCUUGCAGAUUCUAGUUACGAGUGA